AUGAGUAACAAGCAAAACCUUAGCGAGAAGAUGGACGAUAUUAAAAUAGCUAUCGUUGAGGUCAUCAUCUUCUUCAUGAUCGUAUGUUGUUGCCGUUGUUGUUGUACUGGUUCCACUGAGUUACCUCCCGAGUUAAUCGACCAAACUCCACAGCCUCAACAAGACAUUGAAACCGGACAUACGAAAGGCUUACUGUUCAGAGAUAUCAAAAAAGAAGAAGAAGAGGAAGAAGAAGAAGGGUGUGAUAAACGCUGUUGUCCAAUUUGUUUGGAAGAGUACGAGGAUGAUCAUGAGAUUAGGCGUUUGGAGAAAUACCUAAGUGAUGGUUGUGCCACCUCGAAAAGCGAUGUUUGUGCCUUUGGUGUUGUUCUCUUUGAGAUUGUUUCUGGAAGAGAAGCAGUUAUAAGAACAGAGGCAGUGGGAACAAAGAAUCCAGAAAGACGUCCAUUGGCGUCUAUUUUAAUAACACAAACAAACUAUUUUAGGUAA
Molecule: messenger RNA, 489 nt
Organism: Eruca vesicaria subsp. sativa (arugula)
Lineage: Eukaryota; Viridiplantae; Streptophyta; Magnoliopsida; Brassicales; Brassicaceae
Source: the annotation of a GenBank genome assembly